This is a messenger RNA of Scylla paramamosain (green mud crab), 1012 nucleotides long. RefSeq lists its product as uncharacterized. The transcript has 5 exons. Lineage: Eukaryota; Metazoa; Arthropoda; Malacostraca; Decapoda; Portunidae. The coding region runs from base 88 to 549 and encodes 153 amino acids. The record is from RefSeq and is a predicted model, not a curated record.
GGGGUAUAAGAAGGCGCCAGCCGGUGGCUGAACAACAUUCCCCUCACAGCGAUCAGUCGUGCUGCACGUACCACUUUACUCAGUGAUAUGUCGUCCCAACGCUACGCUAGAGCCCUUCUCUCAGGGGCCGUGGCCCUCAGGAACACAGCCAGGCUGCAGGUGAGCCGCCGCAGCCACACCUGUGCCCACAGCCGCAGCCUGACCCUGGCGGCCGCCGCGCGCCAGCAGCUGGGCUACGAGGAGUCUGUGCGUCCAGGCAUCGGGGUGAUGGCAGCCAGCACAGGCAGCGACUCCCUUCACCUUCAGUUCUGUGAUGGGCGGACCAGCCAGAUCCCUUACAGCUUCCUCAGAGACCACUGCAAGUGCCACAGAUGUCGCACUCACCUCACCACUGAUAUACACACGGAGUUCCAGCCCGCCAUCCAGCCUGAGAUCAUCCAGAGCAACGUGUUUGGUGUGGUGAUCGACUGGAGUGACGGUCACAUCAGCAAGUAUUCCGGCGAGUGGCUGCACGACGCUACCCACGACCUCAACUUCUGCCUCAGCUGAAGGACACGCUGCUUCCCGGCAGUAGGCAUCCAGCGACCUAUGUAGGUUCGCCCUGCUGCUGUGUACCAAAGCGGAUGCUUCGAGAGCAGAUUCCAGCAGGACUCUGUCCAUUACUUGGUGUUUUAUGUAAUUCGUUGUAUUGAUUAAGGCGGGAGUCGUGCGAACGACCCGCCGUCCCUGUGUUCCACUGCAUGCCAGCUUCCCUACCCAUGAGUCGCCGCAGCCCGGUGCCUCGCUCACCUUAGUCAGUGCGGGAAGAAGAGGAACAGGUCGCCGCACGGGGCGGGCAUCAUGUGCCCGAGAUGGAGCUCCUCGGCGCUAGAAUCUGGAUGCGGAAGCACGCGUCAGCACUUCACACUCGCUUCCUCCUUUGGCAUUUCGUAGCAGGGACACGCUUGCCAUUUGUUAUGAGACGGAAUGGCCAUUUAUUGUGUACAGUAUUUAAUAAUAAACUAGUCAUGUA